This is a messenger RNA of Cicer arietinum (chickpea), 1484 nucleotides long. Its product is annotated as probable inactive patatin-like protein 9. Lineage: Eukaryota; Viridiplantae; Streptophyta; Magnoliopsida; Fabales; Fabaceae. Gene Ontology annotation, biological process: lipid metabolic process. The record is from RefSeq and is a predicted model, not a curated record.
GAGCCAAAAGCAACUCUCACUUCACUUCUUCUGCUUUAUUACUCAUACAAGAAUCAGAGAGAGGAGGGUGUAAAAAGUAGAAACUGCAUUCUUUGGUAACAAAGCCUGAACUAAACACUACUAUCUGCUUUUCUCGUUUGAUUUUUUCGUCACUCAACUUGGAAUUGCUAUUUUCAUCCCCAAACUCAUUGCGAAUGGAACUUAGCAAAGUGACGCUGGAGAUCUUUAACAAACUUGAACAACAAUGGCUCUCAGUAUCACACUGUGGAGCCACCACCAAAACUCGCAUUCUCAGCAUUGACGGCGGAGGAACCACCGCCAUUGUUUCCGGCGCCGCUCUCAUCCAUCUUGAGGACCAGAUCCGCGCACAAACCAACGAUCCUCACGCUCAAAUCACCGACUACUUCGACAUCAUCGCCGGGACUGGCAUUGGCGGAAUACUCGCUGCUAUGAUCACCGCCGACGAUGGCUUCGGCAGACCUCUCUUCACUGCCAGAGACGCCGUCAACUUCAUCGCCGACAGAAAUCACGAACUCUACAAAACGAACACAGUCGGAGUUUUUCGCCGGCGCAGGAGAUUCUCCUCGAGUAGCGUUGAAAGUUUGUUGAAGCGAACGUUUCAAAGAAAAGAGAACGAAGGAAAGUCGUUGACGUUGAAGGACACGUGUAAGCCUUUGCUUAUCCCUUGCUACGACCUCAAGAGUUCCGCUCCGUUCGUGUUCUCACGAGCCGACGCGUCCGAGUCACCGAGUUUCAAUUUCGAACUCUGGAAGGUUUGUCGCGCCACGUCAGCAAUUCCAAGACUCUUCAAACCUUUUCAAUUCGCUUCCGUCGACGGAAAGACCUCUUGCUCAGCCGUGGACGGCGGUCUGGUGAUGAAUAAUCCGGCGGCAGCGGCUGUCACGCAUGUUCUCCAUAACAAACGUGAUUUCCCGUCGGUGAAUGGCGUGGAGGAUCUAAUGGUGAUGUCAAUCGGAAACGGAGCGCCGGCGAACAGAGUUUGUGACGUUCGUGAGUGUUCAACGUCGACGGUGGUUGACAUUGCUCUCGACGGCGUUUCGGAAACCAUUGACCAGAUGUUGGGAAACGCCUUCAGUUGGAAUCGUACUGACUACGUCAGGAUUCAGGCUUUUGGUUUGGGAGAAAAGGGAAGGUGGGAAGAAAUGGAAGUGCUGAACGAGAGAGUGUUGGAGUCGUUGCCAUUUGGGGGGAAACGGUUACUACAAGAAACUAACGGUAACAGAAUUGAGAGCUUUGUGAAACGUCUUGUUGCUACCGGAAAGUCUAGUUUGCCACCUAGUCCUUGCAAGGUUCCGCCGUUAGCCACUUGCUAACAAGUUUUUUUUUUAUUAUUUUGAAGCUGUAAAAGUUGUAACUUGUAUCAAGGUUUUUUCUUUUUUUUUUUAAUUAAGUUAAAAAAUUCGGAGGUUUUAUUUUAGCUGUUCCGGAUGAAUGAAUAAAUUUACUUGGUAAGAAUUUUAGUA